Drosophila gunungcola (fruit fly) is the source of this 724-nucleotide messenger RNA. RefSeq names its product V-type proton ATPase 21 kDa proteolipid subunit c'' (gene VhaPPA1-2). Bases 98 to 724 code for a protein of 208 amino acids. The record is from RefSeq and is a predicted model, not a curated record. Gene Ontology annotation, cellular component: proton-transporting V-type ATPase, V0 domain. Gene Ontology annotation, biological process: proton transmembrane transport. Gene Ontology annotation, molecular function: proton-transporting ATPase activity, rotational mechanism. NCBI's taxonomy places the organism in Eukaryota, Metazoa, Arthropoda, Insecta, Diptera, Drosophilidae. The transcript has a single exon.
UUAUCAAGCUAUCAAAUAGUUUUUGACUAACUGAAUCAACAAGAAAAAUAAGUUGCUUUCGCAAAAGAUUUUUUUUUUCAAAAAGCGAGUUGAAGUGAUGAAUUUCGGAGUCUUUUUCGUGCUGCUCGUGGCUGGUGGCGCCACUUUGGGAGUGAUUGGCAUAGUCCUGGCCAACGUGAUGACCGGAAUGGGUGAGCGGAUGGGCCUCGGCUGGUUCCUGUACACCUCGAAUCCCUUUCUGUGGUCGGGCCUGGGAAUAUUUCUCGCCUGCGCCCUGUCUGUUUUGGGCGCUGCCAUCGGGAUUUACAUGAUUGGCUGCAGCGUGGCGGGCGGUGGAGUACGAUCGCCCCGCAUCAAGACCAAGAACCUGAUCUCAGUCAUUUUCUGCGAGGCGGUGGCCAUCUACGGCCUGAUCACAGCCAUCCUGCUCUCCGGCUGUGUGCAGCAGUUCAGCAGCGUGCGACUCAUCACCGACAGGAUGGUGAUAGCGACCAAUAUGUUCACCGGAUUUGCUGUCUUCGGCGCAGGUCUCUGCGCGGGACUGGUGAACGUGACCUGCGGCGUGGCCGUGGGCGUUGUGGGUUCCGGCGCUGCCCUGGCGGAUGCGGCCAACUCGGCGCUCUUUGUGAAGAUCCUCAUCGUGGAGAUCUUCGGCUCGGCCAUCGGUCUGUUUGGCCUGAUCGUGGCCAUCUACAUGACCUCAAAGGCAGAGAUGAUUAACUAA